UUACGGCGCAUGUCCAUAUGCGUCGCCAUUGUUUUUGGGAUAAGGAGAGUGUUUCCUGAAAGUGAGAAGUGUUUUUUCAAUAUAAAACGCUUAUAUUUUAGACUGAUACUAUCUGUAAUCGUUUUGUGACUUAUAUUUGUGGAUUUUUAAAAACAUUUCAUACUCGAACUAAUAAUAUUUGUUAUAUUAUCGGGCAAUGUCUGCUGGUGUAGAACAGCGAUCACGAGGGCAGAGAAAUACAGUGCAAAAUGGCCCAGUUAAUGCUAAAGAUACGGUAAAUGAUGAAGAAUUUGAUCGCUAUAUGAAUAGCCAACCAGCACAGCAGCCAGCACAACAAGGAUAUAAUACAGCCCCAGGAUUGCCACCUGACCAAUCAUUUGUACCUAGCUACUACCCAUACUCCUUUAAUACAGCUGCCCCCUACUCUAUGCCAGGAAAUGACACACCAUGGUCAACUGGAAGCGGUGAGAAUUUCAACUUUUAUGGCGGAUAUGACGGUGCCAAUUACAUGCAGGAAUCGACAUCAGCGUCUAGCUACUAUAACCAACCGGGUACUACGCCUCCAUAUCUUACUCAGGGUGGUUUCAACUUUUUCCCCGGUAAUGCGGACUUUGGUACUGGGCCAUGGGAGGCUAGCUCUACUAACCAAGGACAGGCACCUGGCAGCCUCCCAGGUCAUGCUCCUCCUUAUUAUGACUAUCGUUAUACUUCACCACAGGCAGUUUCUAAGCCUAGAAACUAUCAUGAGCUGAAUGGCACGAACCCUUCUGAUGGAAAAUCGCAUGGCAUGAAGCUUGUUGAACAAGGUGUUUCAGGACUUAGCAUUGGAAAUGGUGAAAAAUCCGCAGGAAUUGUUCAAGAUAAUGGAAAAAUUGACUCUGAGGUUCGAGUUGCGAGUCAACCUAUGGUUGUUCCACCCGUCUCUCAAAUACCGCCCUCAAGUGCUCCAGCUUCGGCUCCUGUGACUGCUAAACCAACAUCUUGGGCAGCAAUUGCAAGCAAGCCUGCUAAACCUGUUCAGAAUAAGUCUAGCAAGAAGUCUUCUGCUCAUGCUCCAGUUCCAACCCAGUUGCCCACACUCAAACAAACAACUUUGAACAUUGGCACUUGGGACGGAGAGAAAAAUGCUAACAGCAGCUCUCAAAAUUCUGAAGAAAUUGCAAAUCAGCAACAAGGACCUCCUGCUCAAAGCCAGAACCAGGCCCAUAGAUCUGGUCAGAGUCAGUCAGGACCUCCAAAAACACAAGGAAAUACUGGCCAGCAUCUAAAAGGACAAAACCAACAACGUUGGGGACCACCCAACCAGCAGGGAACUAGAGACUCUGGCUCCAGUUAUAGUGGCAGGUCAAACCUAGGAGCGACUGCUGCUGUGGCUGAAGUCGCGCAGCCACCUGCUGAUGGCGUUAGUCCAGUUUUGCAGAAAUUACGAGCCAAAAAUGAGUACAAUCCACCAUCUUUAAAUCUGAACACAAAGAACGCUCGUUUCUUUAUAAUCAAGAGCUAUUCUGAAGAUGAUAUUCAUCGUUCUAUCAAGUAUAGCAUUUGGUGUAGCACAGAGCAUGGUAACAGACGAUUGGACAGUGCCUUUAGACAGCAGUCAGGUAAAGGGCCUGUUUACUUGUUGUAUAGUGUGAACGGUAGUGGCCAUUUUUGUGGAGUUGCUGAAAUGUUGUCUGCUGUGGACUACAAUGUAAGUACUGGUGUGUGGGCUCAGGAUAAAUGGAAGGGGCGGCUUGACGUUCGGUGGAUUUAUGUUAAAGACGUUCCGAACAGUCAGCUUCGUCAUAUUCGUUUGGAAAACAACGAAAAUAAACCAGUGACUAACUCGCGCGACACACAGGAAGUUCCACUUGAGAAAGGUAAACAAGUUGUGAAGAUUAUUCACAACUACCAGCAUACAACCUCGAUAUUUGAUGAUUUUGGACACUAUGAAAAGCGUCAAGAAGAAGACUCGAAUAGAAAGAGUGCCACUUCUAGAAGAUCCACCAAUCAGAGGAACUAAUUCUGAGCAAGGCUUAGGCUGAAGCACCAGUAUACCAGUAGAUAAACAAAUAGCCUUGCUUUUUGACUUAGAAUAAUCGUUGGCGUAUUGUAGCUGUCUAUACGUAUUUACCUACCUAUGUACUUUAUUUACUCUGAGAUAGUGACACAUAUUCUGUGACGGAUGUUGUCAAUGCAACAAGAGCAAACUGUAUUGAAAUUACACUUGUGCAAAUUAUCCAAUUUUAGUUUGCCUGAAAACAAGUAACCAAUGGGAAAGGGAAUGACUUCAGUUGAGAAAAUGUUUUUAGCACUGCUAUGGUCAAUUUAUUGUGAAAGCAUCACAAACUUCUGCUGUAUUGAAUUAUGAUUUUUUGUCAUGUAUAAAAUAUGAAGGGGUAGAAAAACAUGCAUAACCAUACCAACGCAUGUCCAGUGUCCUAUAUACUUGUUUGGAAAUUUUACCCUAGAAUUACUUUCAGAAAGGAAAUUUUGAAAUUUCACUAGCGAAAAAAAAAUGUACUGGUGAAAGAACACUGGAUGGCACGUGCAGUAGAAUUUGGAGCGAGAUUUACAAGUUAUAUGCAAGAUAUCCUACAGCAGGGAAAGAAAGUGUUGACCGUGUCAAGUAUAUUUUGGAGAUGCUCAUUUUGCAAGAUGUUCAUAUUGAAUGUGCAUUAUGUAAACGUUACAUCUACGUUAUGUAUGUAUUUCAGUUAGUCUCUUGAACCUGCUAGCAGUUGUGGUGAGCAAAUACAAAGGAAGUCAUACUGUCACCAUGUUACCUUAGUAACCAUUGUAUCAACUUUAAUUACUGUUUAAAGCCAACAAUGGCAAAUGCACCAGUAGAUGUAUUUUAUGAUGGAAUUGGAGCUUGUCGUCCUAAUUGCUAAGCAAUAUUUUGAGUAUUUAACUUGGCAUGCGCUAAUAGUAUUUAUACUAUUUGACAGCAGUUCAUGCCCAUGUGGAUAAAAGUAGAAGGGCAAAGAAGAAACUAUGGAAAUAACUUCUCCUUUGAUAUUGCCUUGGAACUACACUGCUACAAUAUUGUUAGGAAGUCAACAUCCGCAGAUUUCGAGAGAAAUAUACCUUUAUAAUGCUCAUCAUUGCACAAUGUAUUAGUAUUUACACAGCUGUGAAACUGAGUACUUGACUGAAACCAAUUGACAAUAUAGACUUCAACAAAUUAAUAAACUUCAAUAAAUUUUAAUUCCAGAUUGUCUUGUGUUCAAUCUUUGAACAAAAGGCAUGUUUUGUUUGUCAUAAGUGGACAAACUGCCAAUUGACUGCUGAAUCGAGACCAAAAACUGGUGGUAUAGAAUAGUUGGCACACACUUUUAAAACAAUGGAAAUCUGUAUCUUCCUUUUUGAAAAGAGUUCUGAAAAUAUUUAGUUUUCAGAUCCAGAAUUCUACCGUAUGUUUUCAUGAUCAUCUUUGAGUUUCUGAAGAGUUUUUUUUUUUCAAUUGCUUGUAUGCUAAUUGCUAAUUUCAAAUCAAUUUUCAGUUGAACCAUAAUUUUCUUCACUUUUGUUAUCAAGUGUCUCCUUGGGUUUCUGUUGCUAUGUCUUAUUCAUUUGUCCAUUGUCUUAUUCAGAACUGUUAUAAUGCCGUAGGCCCUAAGUUAAGAAACUUAUUUUAAAUUCAAGGUCCAAGUAGUGGAUUGAGACUAUAGGUAACCCCCCUUUUUUUCACAAUUUUUCUUCUAACUAAAAUAAAUAAAAAUAUUGCAACUUCCCCUUCCCCCAUUUAUUUGAAAUACUCCUGAAUCCACACUGCUCUUAGUAGUUUCGUUUUUCUAUUUCUUGUACAUUUCACAAUGUUUGAAUUGUACAUGUAACGUCUAAUUGCAAGAGUUGUAGGCACAAAAACCGCUGACUGAAAAAGAAAAAUGAGUUUUAAUCUACUUAACACACUUUCAUCCUUUGUACUUUAGUGUUGUAUAUUAUUGUUUCUCCAUAAUGCAAUUGAAAGGGAAAUACAUCCUGUUCAUUCUAUAUACUGUACUAAAGCCUUUUGUAUUUUACAAUCUUUUCGCAGUUUCAUUUGUAGUAUUUUCCAAGGUGAUUCUAUUUUAUUUUUGCACGAAUCUUUAUUUUAUGUACCUAAUUAGGAUCCAUUUUGAUCUUGGAUUAAAAAUAAUUUUUUGCUUGUAAUCUUUAGGCUUAUUCUAUACAAAUUUAUUUUCCUAGAGAAAUAUAAUAUUUCUUUUGCCCCUUUAAGCCGUAUCCGUAAAAAAAUGUUCUCGCCGUUUUUAAGUCUGUAUGAUACAGUAUGGAUGAGAAGGCAAAUUCUUAAAGAAUUUGAUUCAUUUUUAUCAAAUAAACAAUAGGAGACAAAAUGUCUGUUUUUUGUUGUGGCUUACAUGACCCUGCUUGUUAAUUUUGUUACUGUUUUGUUGUAAUGUCUUCACUAAAAAUGUUUUUUGUUUUUGGUUAUUUGUGUAUUUUUUGUCAACAUUGGAUAUACUUAAUACUUAUACUGUAAUACAAAUAAUCUUCAGAGAGCUCAAGCAGAGACCAUACCUGACCAAUAAAAACCAUUCAAACCUAA
Anneissia japonica is the source of this 4531-nucleotide messenger RNA. RefSeq names its product YTH domain-containing family protein 3-like. The record is from RefSeq and is a predicted model, not a curated record. The transcript has 5 exons. Gene Ontology annotation, cellular component: cytoplasm. The coding region runs from base 197 to 2002 and encodes 601 amino acids. Lineage: Eukaryota; Metazoa; Echinodermata; Crinoidea; Comatulida; Comatulidae. Gene Ontology annotation, molecular function: N6-methyladenosine-containing RNA reader activity; mRNA binding. Gene Ontology annotation, biological process: mRNA destabilization.